Molecule: messenger RNA, 1032 nt
Organism: Fusarium poae
Lineage: Eukaryota; Fungi; Ascomycota; Sordariomycetes; Hypocreales; Nectriaceae
Exons: 5
Coding region: 1-1032 (343 amino acids)
Source: RefSeq, a predicted model, not a curated record
AUGGCAACAAAGCCUACCUCUCCGUGGAGGCCACUCUCCGUGUAUACUUUUGCCAUCUUUACCACUCUUACCUGCAUUGCCUUAUAUGCAGCUUCAUGGAGAGAUUCGGGCUUGAACUCUUAUUCCGGUAUUAUCGACGGCCGCAAUCUUCACGAUAAUGCAUCAUCUAGCUUUACCAAAAGGUCUGAUGCAUAUGACAAGGCAGUCACCAGGGGACGCAAGCUCCAUUGUCUUAUGGGUCUAACCCAAGAGGAAGCUAAGCAGGCCAACGGCGGGGCAUCGCUUGAAAGCCCCGACUAUCUUCAGCUCUAUCCUGGAAUAGAGGAGAACGAGGGCUGGAACGUUUACUACGAAGACCCGGAAGGGAACGCUCCCUGGUUUAAGAACUACCUAGAUCAAGCAUUUCGAGGGCUCGGAAUUGAAAAGAAGGUCCAUAACGAAGCUUGGUGCGACGAAGGAGGUGGACACAUCUUCAAGAAUCCCCUCGAUCCUGAUAUUGAUGAGUAUGAGGAUCACUGGAGUUCGGGGGCAUUUUACUUCACUUCUUACAUCAUCGACGCUGGUGUUGUAAUUGGAGAUAACGCACAAUCAGUCAAGCAUUCCUUCCACAAGAUGUUCCCUAACCUGGAGGGUUAUUAUACUAAGCAUAUGACACACCUUCAACAAUGGAGUGAUGUAGUAUGGUUACAGUGGUUGAAGGCCUGUAUGGAAGAAUCUGGCGAUGUCAGCAAUAUCAACUAUAUCUUCCAGUCUCAAAUCACAAACGCCGAUACCCUUGGAAUCCUUUUCGAGGCAUUGCUGAAAUGGGGGAGUCGAGGAGUCACUAUCGGGAAAUGGGAAGACCGAGUUACGCUCGAUGUAAGGAAGGAUGAAGACAAGGAAGCAUUCUACGCAUUCUUGGGCAGUCCCCAUGGGUCAAUGUCAUCCUAUCUUCUCUUGAAUCACAAGGAGAAGCUUGGUGUUAGGACAAUCAACAAGGUAGAUAUAUUUGUACCCAAUAUCCCAUGGACGAUUAUCGGGGAAGGUGCGUGA